Messenger RNA from Exserohilum turcica Et28A, 4329 nucleotides. RefSeq lists its product as uncharacterized. Gene Ontology annotation, biological process: regulation of actin cytoskeleton organization; TOR signaling. Gene Ontology annotation, molecular function: protein binding. NCBI's taxonomy places the organism in Eukaryota, Fungi, Ascomycota, Dothideomycetes, Pleosporales, Pleosporaceae. Gene Ontology annotation, cellular component: TORC1 complex; TORC2 complex. The record is from RefSeq and is a predicted model, not a curated record. The transcript is spliced from 2 exons. The coding region runs from base 1 to 4329 and encodes 1442 amino acids.
AUGACAUCCAGCAGACCCCUAUCUGCUGGCUCGCGACCGAGCCUCCCCCUUCCCGCGCCGCAACCCACGACAAACGCGUAUCCCAUGCCCUUGACAAGCGCGACGAGUCAGUCGCAUCACAGCGCGGCGCAGAGUAACUACAUAGCCGUGCCUGGACACGCCGCCUACCAUGGGCCGCCUGAGGCGGAGAGAGCAGCGAAGCGGUUCAAGAUCGAUCCCAGAGGCCUACCAUCGCUUCCGCACCCGGGGGGCGCACCCAGCGCCUUUUCGCACAAUACACUGCCCGCGCCACAGGCAGGCAUGGGCGUGCUUCGGCCAACACCAAAUCCACAAGCGAUACCGCCUUCGUUCUACGGCGUGCUGGUUCCGCAUGUUGAUACUGGGGGUCUCGGAGGCGCUGCUCCGAAGAGCGCCAUGAACAGGACUCCGUCAGUCCAUCAAAUCAGCCAAGCACUGAAGACAACUGGGGAGCCGACGACAGGUGUCCGUAGUCUAGGGGUGGCCAGUCCUCCCCGCCCCUUGUACAUUGACCGCAGACCAUCGAGCAGUUCGGGCCAGAACAUUAUGGAUGGGCCUGCCAUUCGACUAGGGCCUUCGAUAGGACCGCCGCGGUACACGGGGGUACUGGAAUCACACGUCGCAACUCAACAGCCAGGGCUUGCGCGCCAGGAAGUUCCUAGGGACGGAAGACGGCAGAGCUUUCCAAGCAAGCCAACCAUGUCUUCAAUACAACAAAGCCGGCCUUCGUCGGCUGGCUUCAAUACCACCCGACCAAACUACUUUGCUGGUCCUAUUCAAGAGCCACGAGAAGAGGACAAGGAUAGUGUCAUGUCUGACAUCUCGGAGCCUGAUCAGGAUGCACCACGCAAGUCAACAGGGGGUGGCGUUGCUGGUUAUCGUCCGUUGCUUACAACGGCCCCUGUUCCCACAAUCGCAACGGCCCCGACGAUUAGCACCCCGGUCGUGCAACCCCCAAUGGCACCCGCAAGAGGUAGAAGAACCGUAGCAAACCCGUUUGACACGGCACAAGAUCAUCUCUUGAUCUUCCUGAAAGAAGUAAAGCAAUUCAAGUGGUCGCAAAUUACUGCAGAGUAUAACAAAGACAUGGCCCACCGCGAGUACCAUACUCUCCAGAGCCGCUAUUCCUUGGUGCUGAACAAGAGGGACAGAUCACAGGACCCACCGACGUUGAUCUUACCCCCGCGCUUUGCAGCAGAAGCGAACAUUGACUGGCCAAAAGUUCAUAACAUGACUACAUUACCAAGAGGGCCAAGAUCACAGUUCUAUCAAUAUACUGUACCCAAGCCUGCUAAACAGCCGCGCCCAGAGCCCGUAGCACCCAAGUCGCUUCCCAUUCAGCAGACGACUGAGCAUGACUACUCUUCUGGUGGUAAGGCUGCAUCUCAUCGUGGACGGCCACGCCGCGCCCAACGCAUCAACUACACAUGGCCCAAGCACCGUAGUAGGACCGACGAGGCAUUGGCUGAGAAUUGUGCUAACCAGGACAUGUUUGGGGAUAUGUACACUGACGCUAUGUCUACACGCUCGGAAACUCCAGAAGAAGACUUGCCGCGGCCUGCCGCAGCUAUUGCGGUGGACAACGACCCCGUAGAGGUUGAUUUUGACACCGAAGACGCCAGGUUGGGAGUGAUGCUGCAUGAGAGAUCCCGCGGCCCUUUGUCGGAACUGGCACCAUACCUGAGUGCAUCUCAGCGUGCAGCAAUGCAAAAUCCACCCGGCUAUUGCUGGGACCAGCCUUCGAGCCGCAAAUGGCAAGGCCUGCUGCUCCAUGUGGAUUUUAGCCCGGUUGAAGUCAAGGUGGUGAAAAAGACGAUUGCUUCAAUGACGGCGUCGAGAUCUAGACACAGCACGAGGCGAAGACAGCUUCGCGAACUACUUAAAGACUUUACGGAGCCAAAGAUUCUCAAACUUGUUGAAGCUCUCCGGCAGCGUCUUCCUUGUCGAGAGAGAAGCAGCAUUCGCGCCUUCAUCAAAGAUGCGCAGGACGGAAAGAUUGCCAAUGCCCCGCAAGUGCAAAGACUUUCAGCUGCUCGACCUGAGGUCUCGAUGAGUACGAUACACAAGCCGUCCACGCUAUCGAUCUUGCGACAGCGUGAACUCGGAUCCCAGUCAAGGAGAGGGUGGCAAACAGCAGCAAAACCACUGACAUACCAGGUGAAGAACAGUGUCAUGGACACAAUGGGGCCAUCAGCUUUCUGGAUAGGUGCGUCAAGCGACAUACACACGGUAGCGUGGGCUCCAGACGGCGAGCGCUUUGCCGCAGGUGCAGUCGCUGUGGACGACCCAGAUUCUAUGCAGUACAACAGACCCAACAAUCUACUCUUUGGUGACACUAUUCACGGAUCGAUACAUGAGCUGGCUGAACACUACAAGAAACGCGAGAGGACCCAGACUGGUGCUAAUUCCAGCCACGCCAUGUUUGCCUCGCAAGACCCCAAGCUUUACACCACUGUCAGCUCCGUCGCCUUUUCGGCUAGCGGCAGGCACAUGUAUUCGACAAGUUAUGACAGGCACGUGGCCAUAUGGCAGACUGAAGGCGGUUCCGUACAGCCAGUUCUGGGCGCAAAACUCAAUGUCAAGGAUCAAAUCGAUAUCCUGUCUGUAAACCACUCACAUGCUGGCGUCAUAGCAACUGCAGCCCGUACUGAGCGAAAGGCCAUUCGAGUCUUCAGGAUCGACGAAGACAACCCGUCGCAGUUUGCAAAGUCCAACUAUCAAUCGGCCAAAGCCGUCUCGCGCGUUGAUCUGAAAAUGUUGCCCACCGCAUUGCAAUUCGAGCCGCGGUACGGGAGGCUGCUUCUGGCUGGCUUCGGCGCGAAUAUGAAGGAAACGGGCUUCGACACGACUGGCGAUAUCUGUCUUUGGGAUAUCCAGGCCGAGAGCGCUCUCAGUAUCCACGGAUCCAGCAAGAAUAUCUUUGACGUUGCAUUCAAUCCGAAUCGUUCCAAGCUGCCAGUCUUUGCGGUUGGCUGUGUGGCAGGUAACAAUGCCAAUAAAGGAAUGCGCUCGUCCGUCAGGCUGUACGACAUUAAUGAAUCCAGCAAGUUCACGUGUCUUUUGGAGUUUGAAUGCAAGGCUCUGGAUAUCAAUGACGUCGUCUGGUGCCCGCACGAUGAACAUCUUGUGGCUGCUGGCUGCACGGAUGGCCGUACGUAUGUUUGGGAUGCUCGAUGGCCCAACGACCCGCUGCGUGUUCUUUCGCAUGGACAGCCCGUGAUGCCACUGCAAGAAGGCAUCAAACACGAGAUUACCGAUACUGGAGUGCGGUUUUUGUCGUGGGGCGAGAACGCAACGAGGCUGUACUCUGGUUCUUCCGACGGCGUGGUCAAGGUAUGGGACGUUACAAGAGCCAAGGAGGAUACGUUCAUCAAGGACCUCAUUACCACCGACUCGGGCAUCAUGGCAGGAGCAUUCAACAGAGACUACAGUAAACUUGUUAUCGGCGAAGUCAACGGCUCGGUCAAUGUGCUCGAGGUGGGCAGAUACGAUACCUCGCUCAAAGACGCACAGAAGCUACGUUAUGUCCCGUACGAGGAUGAUGAGCAAGACGAAUUCCAGGACCACGAGACGGGCGAGAUGACGCGACCUGCACCUGAAUCAGGUAAUGCUGAGGCCCGUCGUCUCCUUGACACAAGCCAGAUGCAACUCGCGCCCAUGGGCAGCUUGCCGAUCCGACAGGCAGUCCAAGGGCCCAACUACGCAGGUCCAUUUGACCAGAGCGUGGACGCGCCAUUCCUACGCCAGCAAGCCCUGGAAUUCCAACUCCAUCUCAAAACAGCGCCUGGGCCGCAGUGUGACAUCGCAGCUUGCAGGGACAACCUCAAUAAGACGACCAGUGAAGAUGUCGGCGACUCCGGACGAAGCGCAGACCGCAUCCCCGAUGAGCUGCGCGUGCAAUGGAAGGCCCUCGACACAACCACACGCAUUAUUCCAGGUAAAUCCAAAUGCUCGCACUGCGGCCGCCCCGCCCGACCACCCGCAGACUCGACAUGCCACGCUCUAUGCGAGCGCUGCUCCUUUGCCUGCUUCCGCUGCGGCACCGUCAGCCCCAUUGCCCCCGCCACCACAAGACUCAUCUGCGACUCGUGCGCAGGCGCCUGGGACAUUGGCGCCCUCGGCUACGAAUGCAUCCGGCAGCCCAUCCACCAGCGCCCUGCGCUCGACGUCCCCAGCCUAACUAAAUGGGCCAAGGAAAUGUAUACAGAGCAACUGGAGGCUUUUGAUACCGCCUUUGGAGAUGAGAUUAAUGCGCUUUCAGAGUAUUAUCAUGGACUGGCUAUUGAGAGGCCUGAGAGUCCGCUGCUUUGA